Molecule: messenger RNA, 2032 nt
Organism: Helicoverpa zea (corn earworm)
Lineage: Eukaryota; Metazoa; Arthropoda; Insecta; Lepidoptera; Noctuidae
Gene: Dbp73D
Product: probable ATP-dependent RNA helicase Dbp73D
Exons: 7
Coding region: 138-1976 (612 amino acids)
Cellular component (GO): nucleus
Molecular function (GO): ATP binding; nucleic acid binding
Source: RefSeq, a predicted model, not a curated record
AAUCUAAAUGACAGUCGGAUUGUUUUGACUUUUUGAAUUAGGUUAUAAAAUGCAAGUCGUGUGUGUAAGCAUGGGGCUAGAAUAAAGAAAUAAUAUUUUAACGUUGAAAAUUUAAUUCAAUAUUUUAUAUCAACACCAUGGAUCUAUUCGUCAUCAAUAGAUACAGAGAUACGAACGAAGAUGAAGUUGUAGACAUAGUAGAACAAGAAGCUCAGCAUUUAGAAAAUUUGAAGAAACGAAUUGCAGAAAGGAAAUCAGCAUAUGCUACCAAAAAGCCAUCUAAUGUUAUUACUCUUAAACCCCAAAUAGUUGUAGAGGAACAUGAAGAAAAAGAUAAAGAAAAACUGGAUACAGCGAGUGAAGAUCCUCAAGUAGAUCCUAGUACUAACGUAGUACAGAAACAAGAGAGGAAAAGGUCUAAACCUUCCCAUGAAUUUAAGGUUUUAGGAGUUAAUGAUUUUGAAAAAAAGGCGAAGGUUUCCAGAGUAUUGCCUUUCUGGCUAUCACAUCCAUUUCACAUAUCAACAAGUUUAAAAUCAUCAUCUUGUUCUGUUGAGGACCAAGAUUGGUUACACAGCACACUGAAGGCUACAUUGUUAAGUGAAGGUGUCAAAAAUUUGUUUCCUGUGCAAGAAAAAGUUGUUCCAUUUAUACUGGAUGAGCACAAAUUAAGUUACCCAUUUUGGCCUCAUGAUAUUUGUGUCUCUGCUCCAACAGGCAGUGGAAAAACUCUGUCUUUUGUUCUGCCUAUAGUUCAGAUUCUCAUGAAUGAAAUUGGAUGCCAUGUUAGAGCCUUAGUGGUUCUGCCAGUCCAAGAAUUAGCAGCGCAAGUUGCUAAGGUAUUUAAAAAAUAUUGCAUGAAGACACGGUUAAAGGUUGCAUUAUUGGGAGGAUCAACACCACUGCAACAGGAGCAACAAAGUAUUGUCAGAUACACUGAAUCAUCAGGAUGGGUUAGUGAAAUUGACAUUAUAGUAUGCACAGCUGGACGGUUAGUAGAACACCUACAAAACACGGAAGGAUUUUCCUUGAAACAUUUGAAAUUUUUAGUUAUUGAUGAAGCAGACAGAAUAAUGGAUCACAUACAAAAUGAUUGGCUUUAUCAUUUAGACAAACACAUUAAACUGGAGAAUGAGCUAAUGACUGGACGCCACUUCAAUGCAUGGUCCAGUCUAGUUGAACAAAAGCCUCCACCCCAGAAACUGCUCUUCUCAGCAACUCUGUCUCAGGACCCUGAGAAGUUAGAACAGUGGGGUCUAUUUCAACCUAAAUUAUUUUCUGCUGCCAAAUCACAAAAUUUUGAUGAUGAGGACCAAAUAAGGCUAUAUGCUACACCCGAAGAAUUAACAGAGCAAUGUAUCACAUGUGAUGCUGAGCACAAACCACUUGUGCUCUAUCAUUUCUUAGCUGAACAAAAAUGGGACAAAGUGUUAUGUUUCACUAAUGCAGCAGAGGCAGCCCACAGAUUAGCUGUCCUGCUUAAUACCUGGGGUAGUGGUAAAUUUAAAGUAGCUGAAUUAUCCUCAGCAUUGGACAAAUCAAAAAGGGAAAGUGUACUAAAAAAAUUUACUCAAUCAGAAAUCAAUGUCCUAAUUGGGACAGAUGCUUUAGCAAGAGGUAUUGAUAUCUCUGACUGCAAUUAUGUAAUAUCUUAUGACCCUCCAAGAAAUAUCAAAACAUAUAUACAUAGAGUGGGUCGCACUGGUCGAGCUGGAUGUAUUGGACAUGCUGUUACUAUCCUAUUACAGAAUCAAGUAAACCAGUUCAAGGAAAUAAUACAAGCUGGUGGCAAGGCUGAACUUCCACAAAUAACAAUCGAAGCUGAUGUUCUUGACCGUCUCACAAGCAGCUACCAGCAAGCAAUAAGCGAGACAAAAAGACAAAUUCAUGCUGAGAUUGAUGACAAAGUUAAGAGGUCUUUGGAAAUUAAAAGAAGAUUGAAAUCAAAACCACAAAAGCGAAAACUUACUACAUGAUUGUUUUUAUUACUUUGUAAUUGAUUAAGAAGUAAAUGGUUAAUAUAACAUUAAAA